Helicoverpa zea (corn earworm) is the source of this 631-nucleotide messenger RNA. RefSeq lists its product as uncharacterized. Bases 55 to 495 code for a protein of 146 amino acids. The record is from RefSeq and is a predicted model, not a curated record. NCBI's taxonomy places the organism in Eukaryota, Metazoa, Arthropoda, Insecta, Lepidoptera, Noctuidae. The transcript is spliced from 5 exons.
AAUAGGUAAAUCAGUUACAGUUUAACUGUGGUCUGAAACAUACGUGGUGCCAAGAUGUUUAAAUCAAUUGUUUUCUGUGCUUUAAUUAUUGUUGCAUCCCACGCCGAUGUUCUAAAGAAGAGAGACAGCAAAGGAGCUAGUCUGAAACCAUUAUCAGUAUGCUGUGAUAUACCUGAGUUGGGAGAUCCGAAAAAUUUGGAGAAAUGCUCCAACCCUAAAAUGCCUGGUCCGUGUGAUGACAUCCAAUGCAUCUUCGAAGCAUCAGGUUUCUUAAUCGACAGAAACACAUUGAACGCGGAUGCCUACAAGAACCACUUGAUGAAAUGGCAAGAGGAGCAUAAACCUUGGAAGGUGGCUGUAGACAGAGCUAUCGAGGAGUGUGCUAACAACCAGACGAGGCAGUACCUGGACUUUCCUUGCAAGGCCUAUGAUGUAUUCACUUGUACUGGCAUCGCUAUGUUGAAGAAAUGUCCUGAAGCAGCAUGGAAAUGUUAACAGUGCUGUAAAUAUGUAUAUUAUAAUGUAAAUAAGUACUUUUAAUUUUCUCUGUGUGUGUUUUCACUGGCAUUGUUUGUACAAUGUACGUAUAAGGUAUUCAUUUUAAAUUGAUUAAAUUUUUUGAGCUUUUGAA